AUGUAUAGAAACAGUCCGAUGGAUUCCGAACAGAAAAGUGUUCAACACAGCUAUGCAUCAGUUCAGCAUUCGACACACCAUGCUGUUAGGUCCAUAAGUGAGAGUUCGGAGACGGAACUCCUUCCUCAAGUUAGCAGGAAAAAUGGUCGAACAUGCUGUUGUAGGAUUGAUCACGUGAUUUUAUAUAUGGUUAUCACAUGUAUAGCUAUCUGCAUUGUACUAUCGGCAUGCGUUGCAUUUCUCUUCUCAGAAGUAGCAGAUAUCGAUGGAAAGAUUGAAAGAUUCGGAAAGAAAAACGAAGUCAAAGAGACUAUUUGUCAGCAAUGUAAUGAACUAAAAACUGGUCCACUAGAUGAUGACGACCCUAAUCUCCUUGAGCUUGACAGAAAAGGAGACAUCUGCUGUGCAUCAUCGCCAAAACAAAUUCGAAUAAUCGUGGAAAUGAUGUAUCAAAGACAGAAAAUGAUUUCUGACAUCGCCGAUGAUAAAAAAUCCAACCAAUCCGAAUGCUGCAAUCACACGACUCCUUCAUCUGCUAACAUGGCGACCUCUGGCGGCGUAUCUGCCCAUCUGCUUGUUGGUUUACAACGUCUGAAAACAACUCGGAACGGACAACAACCUAUUCGGAAUUGGCAGACACGGGACCCAUCCGCCCACGUCGAAGGUUUAAGACUUAUCAAAGACAAACUGGUGAUUCCUCAGAAAGGUCUAUACUUGAUUUACAGUCAGAUUUGUUUUUCUGUACGUGAUACUGGUGAUUUUAUACACGGUAAUAUCCCCGUUCUGUAUCAUUACGUGUAUCGCUUCAACGUCAUCUAUCCUAAUGGCGGGACACAACUCUUGUUAAGAAGUGUCAACGCCGAGAAGAUUCAACCAUCCUGGGAAUUUGGUGACCUCACGAGCUACACGUCUGCAGCACUGAUAUUUGAAAAAGGUGAUCAGGUGUACGUCCAAGUCUCUAAUACUUCGUUUGUAUCACGUGAUCCAAAGGCAAGCUUCUUCGGCAUUGUCAAAUUAAAUUGA
Messenger RNA from Ylistrum balloti, 1023 nucleotides. RefSeq lists its product as uncharacterized. NCBI's taxonomy places the organism in Eukaryota, Metazoa, Mollusca, Bivalvia, Pectinida, Pectinidae. Gene Ontology annotation, cellular component: membrane. Gene Ontology annotation, molecular function: tumor necrosis factor receptor binding. The record is from RefSeq and is a predicted model, not a curated record. Bases 1 to 1023 code for a protein of 340 amino acids. The transcript has 4 exons. Gene Ontology annotation, biological process: immune response.